This is a messenger RNA of Metschnikowia bicuspidata var. bicuspidata NRRL YB-4993, 2523 nucleotides long. It is a transcript of the gene MCM2, whose product is annotated as MCM DNA helicase complex subunit. Lineage: Eukaryota; Fungi; Ascomycota; Pichiomycetes; Serinales; Metschnikowiaceae. The transcript has a single exon. Gene Ontology annotation, cellular component: MCM complex; nucleus. The coding region runs from base 1 to 2523 and encodes 840 amino acids. The record is from RefSeq and is a predicted model, not a curated record. Gene Ontology annotation, molecular function: ATP binding; single-stranded DNA binding; single-stranded DNA helicase activity. Gene Ontology annotation, biological process: mitotic DNA replication initiation; DNA replication; double-strand break repair via break-induced replication.
AUGUCCAGCCCCCGCAAACGGCAGGCCGAGGCGCCGGGCGCCGGCAGCAGCUCGCCGCCGUCGCUCGCAUCCAGCCCCCAGCUCCCGCCGCUGUCGCCCGCCGUGCCCUUCGCCGACGAGGAGGACGAGAUCCACAACGACGUGGCGGACUUGCACGCGUCCGACAGCGAGGACGGCGACGACUUGAUGGACCUCGUGGCGCACGACUACCGGCGCAACGAGCAGCAGGACCACUACGACUUGGGCGCCGCGCACAUCGACGACGGCGAGUACCAGCCCAUGGACGCGGCCACGCGGCGGCGGCUCGAGGCGCAGUUGGACCGGCGCGACGAGCUCGUGCGCGGCAGCCAGGCCGGGCGCGCGCGUGAGCACGCGUUCUUGGACGACGACGCCGCGGGCGACGUCGACUCGCUCGGGUUGCCCAUCCAGCGGCGGCGGCGGCGGCAGGCCGACGACGAGGACGCGUUCAUGGACGAGCUCGGCGUGGACCCGUUCCAGGAGGAGUUGUCCUUGGAGAGCUUGGCGGACGUCAAGGCGCCGUCCGUGCGCGAGUGGAUCGUGCAGCCGGCCGUGGCGCGGUCCAUCGCGCGCGAGUUGCGGCUGUUCCUCUUGGAGUACACGGAGGCCGGGCGGCUGGUGUACGGCACGCGCAUCAAGCUCAUGGGCGAGCUCAACCUGGAGUCGUUGGAGGUGUCGUACCGCCACUUGGCCGAGCUGAAGGCCGUGUUGGCGCUCUUCUUGGCGGCCGCGCCGGCCGAGGUGCUCAAGAUCUUCGACGUGGUGGCCAUGCAGGCCACGGAGAUGCCGUACCCGAACUACUCGCAGAUCCACCCGGAGAUCCACGUGCGCAUCCUGGACUUCCCCACGGUGCUGGCGUUGCGCGAGCUCCGCGAGUGCCACUUGAACCAGCUCGUCACCGUGGCGGGCGUGGUCACGCGCCGCACGGGCGUGUUCCCGCAGCUCAAGUACGUCAAGUUCGACUGCCUCAAGUGCGGCGUGGUGCUCGGCCCGUUCGUCCAGGACGCCAGCACCGAGGUGCGCGUGGGCUUCUGCACCAACUGCCACGCCAAGGGCCCGUUCCGCCUCAACGCCGAGAAGACGCUCUACCGCAACUACCAGCGCGUGACGUUGCAGGAAGCGCCGGGCUCCGUGCCGGCCGGCCGCUUGCCGCGCCACCGCGAGGUCAUCUUGCUCGCGGACUUGGUGGACCUGGCGCGCCCGGGCGAGGACGUCGAGGUGCUGGGCGUGUACCGCAACAACUACGACGGCCACCUCAACGCCAAGAACGGCUUCCCCGUGUUCGCCACCGUGCUCGAGGCCAACCACAUCCGCCGCAAGGACGCCAAUGCCGGCGGCCUGGCCUCACCCGCCGCGUGGCUCGAGGACGACGAGAAGGAGUUCCGUCGCCUCCUGCGCGAGCGCGGCAUCAUCGACAAGAUCGUGGCGUCCAUGGCCCCGUCCAUCUACGGGCACCGCGACAUCAAGACGGCCGUGGCCUGCUCGCUCUUUGGCGGCGUGCCCAAGGACAUCAACGGCAAGCACUCCAUCAGGGGCGACAUCAACGUGUUGUUGCUCGGCGACCCGGGAACGGCCAAGUCGCAGAUCUUGAAGUACGCGGAGAAGACCGCCAGCAGGGCCGUGUUUGCCACGGGCCAGGGCGCGUCCGCCGUGGGCCUCACGGCCUCCGUGCGCCGCGAUCCCAUCACGCGCGAGUGGACCUUGGAGGGCGGCGCGUUGGUCUUGGCCGACAAGGGCACGUGUUUAAUCGACGAGUUCGACAAGAUGAACGACCAGGACCGCACGUCCAUCCACGAGGCCAUGGAGCAGCAGCUGAUCUCCAUCUCCAAGGCCGGUAUCGUCACCUCCUUGCGCGCUCGCUGCGCCAUCAUCGCCGCGGCAAACCCCAUUGGCGGCAAGUACAACUCCACGCUCCCGCUCGCGCAGAACGUCAACCUCACCGAGCCCAUCUUGUCGCGUUUCGACAUCUUGUGCGUGGUGCGCGACGUGGUCAACGCGGAGCUGGACGAGCGCCUCGCGUCGUUCGUCGUCGACUCGCACAUGCGCUCGCACCCGGCCCACGACGACGUGGCCGACGACGCCGCCGUGGACGGGCCGGCCCACGUGCUCCGCGACCGCAUCGCAGAGAGCUCCAAGCUGCGCGAAAGCGAGAUAUCGCCCAUCCCGCAGGAGCUCUUGGCCAAGUACAUUGCCUACGCACGCUCGCGGGCGCUGCCCAAGCUCCAGCAGAUGGACAUGGACAAGGUCUCGCGCGUGUACGCGGACUUGCGGCGCGAGUCCAUUUCCACGGGCUCAUUCCCGAUCACCGUGCGCCACUUGGAGAGCAUCAUUCGCAUUGCCGAGGCCUUUGCCAAGAUGCGCCUCUCGGACUUUGUGAGCCAGAGCGACUUGAACCGCGCCAUCAAGGUGAGUAUCGACAGCUUCGUGGGCGCGCAGAAGAUCACCGUGCGCCGCCAGCUCCAGAAGUCGUUUGCCAAGUACACCUUGCCGAGCUGGAAGCAGUGA